AUGAUGUUGUUGCCCGGCCGUGUGUUGUACUCAUUGGCCUUGCUUCUGAACGUUUUGUGUGCGUCUGCUGUGACUGGUGCGCUUGAAGUCAAACGUUGCGUUGCUGGUAAUUCUGAGUGUCUUCCUCCUGCACCAUUUCAAGAAGGUUCCAUUGGUUCCGGUGAACUUCAUGAAUCUACUGAUGCUGAUCAUUCUCUUAUUCCUCUACCACUUGUCCCUGAGCAUCGUACAGUUGAAAGCGGUAAUCAUCCCAAUGGGGAUGUAGAUGUGCAGGAUCAUUCAACACGAGGUGGGACUGAGCGUCUGGGUGAAGAAGAUCAUUUGGAGGUUAAGCCUUCGAUAAAAGAAGUAAAGACAGAAGACCCUGUCAAUUCUCUUACAACUGAUUUGAGGAAUAAAGAAGGAGCAAAUGGAUUGCAAGGUGCAAAAGGUGAAGUCGGUCAGGAAUCUCUAGCACCUGCCGCUCCUCCAGCUAAACCAGCAGCCCAUCCUUCUGACGCUCUAAAAGAGCAGGAUAGUGAACAAGGACAUGAUAGUGAAGGGAAGGAUUUGUUAUCAGUAGAUAACUCUAAACCUCAGCAGGGAGAAAAACUACAAGAGGAACCACAUAAGGAACCUCAGGUGUCACGAGAUCCGCAAUCUUCCAGUCAACCCAAUGGGAACCAUGAAGUUCCACAGGCUUCCCAACCUCAACUGCAGGGACCAAUGCCUACAGUCCAAGAAGAGAGCCAGGAGAAGGAGCACACUGCAGAAAGCCACAAUGGAUCAAGUGGAAAUACAUCUACUAAUGAUAUUCCAGCAACAGAAUCCUCUUCCUCAGCAUCUACUGCAGCUCCUGCCACAUCUUCACAUGAAGACACUGGUGAUAAUGGUGCUACACCCAGUGAGGAAUCAACAACAACAACAACACUUCCUCCUGAACUCACAAACGACAAGAAGGGUGAUGCAGACAGCAGCAGCAGUAUCAACAGUUCUGUGUGGGUGCGUGUGCCA
Trypanosoma theileri is the source of this 993-nucleotide messenger RNA. RefSeq lists its product as uncharacterized. The annotation marks the transcript as partial. The transcript has a single exon. The record is from RefSeq and is a predicted model, not a curated record. Lineage: Eukaryota; Euglenozoa; Kinetoplastea; Trypanosomatida; Trypanosomatidae.